CUGAAGUCUGUGAUGGAACAGGUGUUGGACUUCGCGCUGCACGAGCUGACGAAGAUCGUGGAGGCUUCGUUUGACGACCUGCUGCUGGAGAUCACCAAGAUGGAGAGCGAGCAGCAGCUGCUGGAGGAGAGGAUGGACAAGGGGAGAGGAGGCAAGUGGAGAGGAGGAGCGGGGGGUCGGAGGAGGGGAUCUGAGAACGACUCGGUGUCCCCCAGUGGGUCUGAUGACACCCAGGAGGAGCUGGCCGAGGCCCCCGUGUCCAAGGAGACGCCACAGGCAGAUGACUUGGGGCGCCCCCCUGUCCUCUCCGUCGCUCAGGACUGGGUUCCCAUCCUGGACAAGGUCUUUGGUCAGAAGUGGUGCAGCGACGUGUGGCAGAUAAAGGAGGGGGCCGGUACAGGGCGGGGUCUGGGUGAGGGCCGGGUUGAGCACGCGGCACCCCUCUCCAACCGCUCUGUGACCCUAGAGCCCUCCCCCUCCUCCCCCCAGCAGGACCCCCGUUGGACCCCUCUGGAGGACAUGGAGGUGUUUUCUCCAGAUGAGGAGGCUGCAAGCAGUCAGAGGGACACCUCGGGCUCCCGACAUGGACACCCCCACAGCCCCACAGGCUCUUCCGGCCGGCGCUCAUCAGCCUCGAUGCUUCAUCGCCUCCUCACGCUGCCGUCUCAGCUGCUGGACGAGGAGGAGGACGCCGCCAACGACACGCUGGUCGCUCUCGCCAUCGAGGGAGUCCACGACCUCCGAGAAGCCAUCGAACCGCACCGCCUGUUGCCCCCACCCAACAGAGAGGAGGACGAAGAGGAGGAGGAGGAAGAAGAAGAGGAGGAGGAGGAGGAGGACAAAGGGAGGAAGAAGAAGCGGCGGCGGGUUUGGUCGGAGUGUGAGGAGUGUGGCCGGAGGUUCAGCCGGAUGUCUCUCCUGAAGGCUCACCGGCAGACGCACGCAGCGGAAAACACGGCCGCUGUCGACACGGCGUCCCCCGCGCCCACAAGCAACGCAUCAGCGCUCCACUGCUCCACCUGCGGUAAGAGGUUCUCCUCCGCCACCCGCCUCCACAGCCACAUCCUGGCCCAGCACCCCGGGACCCGGACCUGACCUCCAACAGAGUCCAACAAGAAGCUAAACAAACACCACAGCAGUAUCCACAGAGCAGAACCAGAACCAUGAAGGGAAACUCAUCAGGAUCCCACUCCAGAAAAAACAAACAUGACCAAAGGGAUAGACCGGUUUUACACUCUAAAGUACUUCUAUUCUGAAAUAUGGAAGCCAACUCCAGGGCUUCUGUAGAGCACUUUAUUAUUAGAGCUGCAACUAAAUUAUUUAUUCCACUAUUUAUUUAUAUUUCCCAUUAGAAGUUACUGUAUGAAAUUACAAAAAGCUAAAGUGAAUAUGCUAUCAACUGAAACAAAAGUUAUUUUUGUAUUACUAUUUUACAAAUUGUUCAAGUAGCAGCGCUAACAUAAUGAAAAAACAUAAACUUUCUUUUGAUUUUCUUUCCUAAAAGAGGGUUUAAAACAAAUUUGAGCAAUAAUAUUUAAUAUUAAGACCCUCAAAACAUAAAUUAUUAUUUUAAAAAGAUUAAAAAUCACCACAGAUAAAGAUUGAAAAAAACUCUGGUCUAAAAUCUGUCUAUCCCUUGUCCUUGGUACCCGACAACCAUAUUAGAGCGUAUGGAAGAAGGUCACAUGAUCGAUGAUCACCCAGGACCAGAAGGAGUCCAGGUCCAAUCUCGGUUCUGCCUUGGAUCCGGCUCCAGAUUUAUCAAGUGCUGUCAAAUCGCUUACUCAAGCUCCAUUUCUUUUUUUGAGUAUCAAAAUAUUCAGCUUUUUUCCACGUUGAUCAUUUUGAAUGUACAUUUUCAAGCCAACAAAACACUAAAAAAGCCCAUAGACUCGACUCCCCCCAUCGGAUUCAUUUUAGCGAUGGGGUCCGACAAGUAAACAAACAAAUCUGCCAAAGAGGGAAAAUAUUUAUUUUAUUUCACAAUUGAAAUGCAUUGCUAUAAAAGAUAAAAACUGUACUACUAUCAAAAAAGGGGAAGUUAAAAUUGAAGUGAAUAGGUUUAAAGAAAAAAUGCUUUCUUAUUUUAAAAAGCAUAAAAGGUAGAACAUGUAGAGAUUGUUCCCAUUCUCUGCAACUAAAGGGACAUUUCUAAUUUAAUUAUAAUAGGGAAACAAUCUAGUGGCUUUGUCUAAGCCCCCUUUGUUAAACUACUGUUAUGAUAUGCUAUCUUUUAUUUUUAAAAUAAGCUUUAUUGGGGCCCCCUGUUAAUGUAGUAUUACCAAAUGAGGUCUUUUUAUUUUGAAAAUUCGAUACUCUCCAUUGAACUAAUGUUAUACGGGGGCUUUUAUUUGGAAAAUAGUUUGCUUAUUUUCUCCAGGCUGCAAUUAAAGAGUAUUUUUAGAUCAAACUAUUUGAAAAUUAUAGUUUUUUUCCCCCUCAUUUAACUUUCAUUUAAUCAUUUGAAAAGUAUGUUGGAUAGAAAACAAAUUUAAGUGGCUUUUUAAAAUUAUUUUAACUCUUAACAAAUGUUGAAAGCUGAAUAGAUUUGAUAAAAAAAGAUUUGUAGACAUCUGAACUCCCCAAAACACUUAUUAAUCCCAACUCUGGAUUUAAAACGGGAAAUAAAGAACCUGAACGGGGAAUAAUUGCUGAGUAAGCGGAGAUGAAAAACCUCAUGUUUCAAACUCCAUGUUUUUAAAUUCUGUAAAAUACCCUCUUGGACACGAUACGGGGCCCCACCUCAUGAGGUGAGCUUGAGUCCCAGCAGGAAAUGUUAUUUUUUAUUUUUGUUGUUGCAACAAGCUCGUGGCCUCAGCAGUCGGACGGUCGGAGCUUCCUGUUGAUGAUCGUUGUUUUUCUCCUUCUCGUGUUGGAUCUGUAAAACGUGAAUUUGCAGGAAGAUGGAUUUUUCUAUCCGUUUUUGUUGAACGGAAGUGCCCUUUUAUUGUUUCUCUUAACAGACUUAUUUUUGGUUAUCGUCAGGUGCAUUUUUGUCGUCAAGUUUUUGCGAGCAAAAGGAAAAGAAACUUUGUCAGUGGCAUCGAUUGUUUUGGACUCAAAUGAAUGUGAAUCUUUUGUUGUACAGUUUUUACUUUACAUACAGAACUGAAGGUAAAACAAGAGAAUAGAGGAAGGUUUUUAAAAUCUGCAACGGUUUCCUCCUCUGCAUCUUUCUCUCCUUGCUUACAUCCUUCCUUCCUUCAUCCCUCAUUCUUCAGUUAAGCGACCUCAUGUUGACACACGGAUACCUCCUGAAAAAAACACAACCACCUUUUUCUAUAUACGAUUUCUGAUCGUUUACCUUUGUUUUUUUUUGUUUUUUUUCUGGCUUCAACUAAUUAAUCAUUUGCUUUUAUGUGCUUUAAUGGAUCUAAUCUGCAUUGAUUCCCAUUUGUCCCAGGCAAAUAAUUUGCAUUUUAAUUAACGGUAUGUUUUUUUUAUUGAAAGAUGUUCCUGGCAAAACAAGUAAGAAGCUUCCAUUAAAGAUUUUAAAUAUAAAUGACAAACAAAAUCAACUUGGCCACACAUAGUUUACUACAGAACAUGUUUUUUGCUUCUAAAAAUAUUGUCAUCUGAUUAUUAUUACAUUUUCUUUACUUAUAUUAAUCAAAUCUGUAUGGAAGCCCUUAACUGCCAGGAAAUUGACAAAAUAAAGAUAAUCAAAAAAAAAUAGAAGUCGAUAACUUAAGAUGCCUCAAAAUGUUGAGUUGUAUUAAAACAAUACUAUACAAACCUAUAAAGAUUGAGACAUCUUAGAUCAAUUUUUUAAAACUUAAAUUAAAAAACGCUUAUGAAACGACAAUUCCACCAUUUGCUUUAUUAAUGGUUCCUAGCUUUUUAUCAGUUUUUGCGUUUUUCUAGGAUUUGAUUUUUUUUUACUAUGAGUCAGAAAUGUAAAUCUAUAUUUAGUAUAGUAAUGCUGUCCAAGAAAACUAAAAUGAGUUGAGUUUAUAAAAUAUAAAUCUCAGAAAAUAAACAAAGAAAUGUUUUCUGCCAGAAAUGUUUUCUUUGAUGGCUGUUUUCUACAAACUGGCUUCAAAUAUUUAUUAUUUCCUUCACUUAAUGGGCAUUUAAAAUAUGGUAGCCCAUUGGUGCCAGGGGAAGAAAAACAUAUACAGAAAUAAUACGUUUGUGAAAUCUAUCAAAAAUAAAUAUACAGAUUAAGUGGAUAAAAUAAUUGGUUUUAAUUUUACCAAAAGAUCAACAUUAAACUGAGAACAACUAAUCUAAAAUGCCCCAACUUGUGUUGGUGUUUUUUUUAAUCAUUCCUACCUUUCCAUCUGUUUGUGACUUUAUCUUUUGUAGCAUGCAUACCUCAGGAAGAGAUGGAGGGAUGUUGGUGACUAGAAGGAUUAGAUGACGGA
This is a messenger RNA of Notothenia coriiceps (black rockcod), 4367 nucleotides long. RefSeq names its product zinc finger protein ZAT1. The transcript is spliced from 4 exons. Bases 13 to 1095 code for a protein of 360 amino acids. The record is from RefSeq and is a predicted model, not a curated record. NCBI's taxonomy places the organism in Eukaryota, Metazoa, Chordata, Actinopteri, Perciformes, Nototheniidae. Gene Ontology annotation, biological process: regulation of gene expression. Gene Ontology annotation, cellular component: nucleus.